UUCUCGCCCAGAGGACACCUGAGCUCCGGGGCGAGAAAAGCCCCAUUCGUAAGUGCGGAUCCGACAUAAGUCGGGGACUGCCUAUAGUCUGGGCCCAUGUAGGCUGUGGUGUGCGAGGGGAAUGCGAGGAGUGACUUUCUUCUUCUCGGGGGCCAUAUCAUUGAAGUUGGUUCUUUUUGUGUCUUUUUGUUGUUGUUUGGUUUUUUGCUUCUCGCUUUUGUGCAGAUCCUGACAGAAUUUUUUUGUGGGUCAGCAGCCCCCAGCCCCAGAAAGGUUCUCCAACCCUGUGCUGGGGCAUACAGUUAUUGCAUAUGCUUGUAGAACCAUUUGCUCUUUAUUUAGGGUAAAACUUAACAAUUUCCACCAUGCCAUUAAUUGUGUCUCCCCUUCUGUUACAUUUGCCCACAACAGUUUUCUUAUUUCUAAAGGCAAAUUUCCUUGGAUACCUUCCCGGAUUAUUUGAAUAAUCAAUUGCUGAUUUAUUUCCUGGGCCUUUGUACAGGCUAAUCCUAGGGACACAUUUUCUUGUAUUGAUCCCGUAGUUCCUGCUAACAGUAACAUUUCCUUUUCCUCCUGUGAUUGACAUACUGGCAAUAUUCUAGAAAAUAAUUGUUGUCCCAUCCCUAAUUUUGAUAAGCAUGCACUGACAGGCUUUUCCACCUCUUGUAUUUCAGCCGUGCUUGUUUGCCAGUACCUCUAUAUUGGCAUCUAGUAUUCCAGCUCCUAAUGCAGUUCCACCCAAAAUGAUUUCCAAUUCACGCCUUGGGGUUCUUUUUCUUAUGGGUUUGACAUUAUACCAUAAUUCUAGCCAUGCUGCCCACCCCUAAUGGAAUGUACAUAUGGGGCACAAUGAGCACCUUGGGCACAAUUAACCCAGUAAGGUCCUGCUCACUUUGAUUUAGAGAUCAUAUUGGUGACAUAAUGGCUUGCUCUCUCUGAUCCAGUUUUAUUGCAUGUGGUGCAUUUAAUGGGUGUCGUCUUGAUUUUUUUCAAGGGCUCCCCCCGAGCCAAAUUAACUCCUCUGGGAACCUGGGGUUUGUAGAUUUUGUGGGGCCCCUAAGCUCUGGGGUGGGAACAACAUUAAGGGGCUCAAUAUGUGGGAGGGGGCUUUAUCAGGGGCAGCAAGGGGUGGGACCAGGAGCCUGUGCUGGGGGUAGCCAGUUCAAAAGCUGGUUCCCCUAGCACCAUCUCUGCAGGGGACAGAGAGGCAGCGAUGCAGUGGGAGACCUGCACCUCUGCUUUUUCAAUGUAGUUAGAGCCCUCAGCAUCUGGGACCCCACGUGAGCUAGGACUUGGUUCCCUGGAUCGUACCUGGCCCCAGACCACUGCAGCUCUGCCUUUUGAAUGUGGUAAAAGCUUGGUAGCUGUUACUUAUGCUGACAGUGCAUCCUGAAAAAUCCAUGACAGUCCCGAUUUUUAAUUUCCUGUCCUGGUGGUGUACUUAAAGUAUUGCAUGGGAUCUUUUAGGGAGGAAAGUCAAAAUGACACACACAUCAAUCAACACUUAUCGUAUGCUUAUGAUAUGUCACACUUAUGAACUCGCAUACACACACAAGCACACUCCAUCUUGUUGUUACCAGUAGUUGCUCCCCCUAACUGUACUGGCCAGGUGAGUUAGGUGGGGGAGGGGUGGAGCUGGGCUUCUGCUGAUCCAGAUUGGUGCUCCCAUGUUGACAAGAUGAAACCCAGAGUUCCCCUACAAGAUGCCUUUGAUUUAUAGUGUUUUCCCUCUCCUGCAGAUCUAUACCAGUUACUCAUCACAUGCAUAUGCAUCAUCUGUGAGGGUCAUCACAGGCAUAUGCAGUUAGACAUCUGUGGCCCCUUCUUCUGGGCCUCAGUGCUGCCACACUCACCUUCAAAGAGGGUGCUUCCAAAAGCAGGGUCUGAGCCAACAGGGCUGAUCCGGUGCUGCUCUGAUUUCUGCCCAGGAUUUGGUGUCAGACCAGAGUCACUGCUGCCCAAUCCUAACAAGGAGCGGAACUGGGAGCUGAAGACUCACGUCUCCACUUUGCUCCGGAUCGUCCCAUCUUGCAGGAUGCAGGGCAGGGAAAUGGCUGUGGUGGAGCUGACUCAGAUGCUGGUGACUUUCGAGGAGGUGGCUGUGUAUUUCACCGCAGGGCAGGGGGCGCUGCUGAAUCCUGUGCAGAGAGCCAUCUACGAGGACAUCAUGCAGGAGAACUAUGAGACAGUGGCCUCGCUGGGAUUCUCCAUUUCCAAACCUGACCUGAUCUUCCGGCUGGAACGAGGGGAAGAGCCAUGGGUCCCAGAUCUCCAGCCAUUCAAAGAAAUGGAGAUCCUGAGAGGCACCCCCACAGAUAAUGGGAGGCUGAAUGAGAACCAUGACAAAAGUCUUCAGAAUGAAGGACCAGAGCAAAUGGCUCCAUGUGGGAUGAUGUUGGGAAUAUCUGAAGGGCAUGUUUCUCAGAGUCCUAAGCAAGGAGAGACCUGUAAGAGACAGCAUAGCCCACAAAGGCAGCAGGAAAGCCAUCCAGGAGGGGGACAGGAUAAUUCCAGUUACAGAAGCAGGAGGUUGAAAACAAACGCAGAAAUUGUUCAACAGAAAAUCCCCCAUCAACAGUCACCCUGUGCUUGCAGUCACUGUGCAACUCUUAUUAAACAUGGAAGAGCCUACACAGGAGAGAAAUCCUUCAGCUGCUCUGACUGUGGGAAAACCUUCCAUCAGAGAUCACAGGUUGUUAGACACAGGAGAACCCACACAGGGGAGAAACCCAUAAUGUGCUCUGACUGUGGAGAAAGCAUUACUCAUAAUUCAAACCUUGUUAAACAUGGAAAGACCCAUGCAGGAAAGAAACCUUUCAACUGCUCUGACUGUGGGAAAAGCUUCAGUCAGAGGUCACUCCUUGUUAAGCAUAGGAGAACUCACACAGGAGAGAGACCCUUUAGCUGCUCUGACUGUAGGAAAAGCUUCAGUCAGAAGUGUCUCCUUGUUAAGCAUAGGAGAACCCACACAGGAGAGAAACCCUUCAGCUGCUCUGACUGUGGGAAAAGCUUCAGUCAGAGGUCACUCCUUGUUAAGCAUAGGAGAACUCACACAGGAGAGAGACCCUUUAGCUGCUCUGACUGUAGGAAAAGCUUCAGUCAGAAGUGUCUCCUUGUUAAGCAUAGGAGAACCCACACAGGAGAGAAACCCUUCAGCUGCUCUGACUGUGGGAAAAGCUUCAGUCAGAGGUCACUCCUUGUUAAGCAUAGGAGAACUCACACAGGAGAGAGACCCUUUAGCUGCUCUGACUGUAGGAAAAGCUUCAGUCAGAAGUGUCUCCUUGUUAAGCAUAGGAGAACCCACACAGGAGAGAAACCCUUCAGCUGCUCUGACUGUGGGAAAAGCUUCAGUCAGAGGUCACUCCUUGUUAAGCAUAGGAGAACUCACACAGGAGAGAGACCCUUUAGCUGCUCUGACUGUAGGAAAAGCUUCAGUCAGAAGUGUCUCCUUGUUAAGCAUAGGAGAACCCACACAGGAGAGAAACCCUUCAGCUGCUCUGACUGUGGGAAAAGCUUCAGUCAGAGGUCACUCCUUGUUAAGCAUAGGAGAACUCACACAGGAGAGAGACCCUUUAGCUGCUCUGACUAG
Messenger RNA from Pelodiscus sinensis (Chinese soft-shelled turtle), 3589 nucleotides. The record is from RefSeq and is a predicted model, not a curated record. Lineage: Eukaryota; Metazoa; Chordata; Testudines; Trionychidae.